Messenger RNA from Anthonomus grandis grandis, 9312 nucleotides. RefSeq names its product TBC1 domain family member 25. The coding region runs from base 317 to 3262 and encodes 981 amino acids. The transcript has 12 exons. Gene Ontology annotation, molecular function: GTPase activator activity. NCBI's taxonomy places the organism in Eukaryota, Metazoa, Arthropoda, Insecta, Coleoptera, Curculionidae. Gene Ontology annotation, cellular component: autophagosome. The record is from RefSeq and is a predicted model, not a curated record. Gene Ontology annotation, biological process: regulation of autophagosome maturation; activation of GTPase activity.
UCCAUGGCGAUCUGACACUCUUGUCAAGUGUCAAAAAUCAGCUGUUUCAAUAACAUAUCUGUCACCUGUCAGAAGUAUUUAAUUAAAAAAAAAUAACAUUUUCCUUUCCUCUGUUUAAAUAAAUGUAAAUAUGUAAAAAGUCGGUUCCAUUUGACGAAACUCAUUACUGUUAAAUGAAAGAGUGUUAUCAGACUGCAAAUUAUUCCAGGAUGAGGCGGCGAUACGCCCGGUCGCCUUUCCUCGACACGUGAAAUCCUAUAAACUGGCGUUAAAAAUCGAUUUUGCCGUAAAGGAGCGAAGGAUAAAUUAUUUAAGCAUGUCUGGGGUGUUCGGGUACAGCCGCGAGGCUGUUAGAGUCAAAGUUAAAAAAUGUGAAGGAAACCAACCAGCAGAGAUCAGAAAAUUCAGCGUGGACCCUCAAAUAACAUCCUUUGAGGUCCUCCAAAGCAUCCUUGCCAAGGCUUUUGAUUUAAAAGGCGACUUUGCCAUUUGUUAUCGGGCCUAUGACAUUACCGGACAGGAAGUUUAUAUGAGACUGAUAUCAGAUUGGGACUUAGAUGCUGCUUUUUUAAAGGCCUACAAUACAUCAGCGGCAGUAAACCAAGAACCAUGUCUCUGUCUAAGGGUCGAUCUAAAACCUUUCGAAGAACAAAUUGAAGAUUGGGAACAGAAACAGAAUAUUUCUAUUAUCGCUCAAAUAAGGACUCCAGUUAGUCAAGAGGCCAAGCCUGCUUCUUCCAGGUUUCAUGGCAUGUUUAAUCAGGUGGGUAGGACUUUGAAUAUGGUACAAAAAGCCUUGACUUUUGGGGAAGAUAGUAAUGCCACAGUGCAGCCCCCCAGACCUCCUCUCAGUGAUGCCGAAUUCCGGAGAUUUUGUGACGCUGUAGGUCAAAUUGUUUAUGCCAAGGAAUUGAGAUCUGUUAUUUAUUAUGGUGGGAUUGAGCCCAGUUUAAGGAAAGUGGUAUGGAAACAUUUACUAAAUGUGUAUCCGGGUGGCAUGACUGGCCGGGAUAGGAUGGAUUACAUCAAGAAAAAGGCCAGCGAGUAUGAAAAGUUAAAGGAGACCUGGAAACAGGCCAUUGCUCAGGGCCCAGUAUGCGGCGAACUGGCAUACACCACCGGAAUGGUGAGGAAAGACGUGUUAAGAACCGACCGGCACCAUCCGUUUUACGCAGGCAGCGACGAUAAUCAAAACAUCGCCUCGUUAUUUAACAUAUUGACCACUUACGCCCUGAACCACCCGAAAGUGUCUUACUGUCAAGGGAUGAGCGAUCUCGCGUCUCCCCUUUUGGUCACCAUGAACGACGAGGCGCACGCGUACAUCUGCUUCUGCGCCCUCAUGGAACGACUCGCGACCAAUUUCAUGAUCGACGGGAUCGCGAUGACGCAAAAGUUCACGCAUCUCGCCGAGGGACUCAUGUACUACGAUCCGGAGUUUUAUAAUUACCUAAAGUUACAUCAGGCUGACGAUUUGCUCUUCUGCUAUCGGUGGCUUUUAUUGGAAAUGAAGCGGGAGUUCGCCUUCAAUGACUCCUUGAGGAUGUUGGAGGUUUUAUGGGCUUCCUUGCCGGCAGAUUAUCCGGAUAAGGAACUGAAACUGUACGACACGUUGUUUCAUCCGGUUGCUGCGUGUGGAACGCCUCCUAUAAGUCCAUUGGUGAAAACACCAAGAGAAAGCGCCUAUACGAAAGUAUGCGCCCUACGUCGUCAAAGUUCCUCGAUAUCGCUCAGUAAUUACGCCGGCAGUGGUAAAAAAACGGUGUCGGUAAAACGGCAAAAUCACAGUUUGGACGAGACGAUCAGCAGAAGUAGGAACAGCGCCGCGAUGGAGAUUCGACUCAACAAAAACCAGAGUCUCGACGACGCGGCUCUCACCAGAAAUAAACAGCAGAAAAGUAACGAUUCCAGUCCAAAAUCGCCUAGGCACGGAAAUUCAAAAGAAGGCACCCCACCUUCCCCCAGGGCCGAGCUACGGGCCCGUUCCGUCUCCCCUUUCGAACCCAAAUCGGAUUCGGCCAUAAUCCUCAACAACCGCGUGAACGCCCACCAGAUGGCGUUCCGUUCGAAGAGCGCCACCUUAUCGGCGAGCAUGUCGAACCUCAUUCGUAACACGAAAAAGGGCGGCGGCCACUUCAAAGACCUCAAAGAUAAAAUCGCCGCACACAAGUUGUUCUCCUCGUUGGACCGCUUGGACGCCACCCAAAUGAUCAAAGAGGAGGAGGAACGUCCGAAGAAGAUCGUGAAGAACCUCAACGAGUUCUUGAGCUUGGCGGGGGUGGUCAAUAAGAACAAAAUAUCGGAUAAGGGACGGCAACAGUUGCAAGUGAACGAUAAGCCGAAGAUCAUGCUGACCAAGUCGAGUUUCGACGAUUCGGAGAGCGUUAGUUCGGAGCCGAGGGGUUCGUCCACUUCGAACACGAUCACCACGGAUGACACCGAUACUUUUGACGAGUACAGUCCGGAUGAUAGUCAGGAGUAUUUCCCGUUGACCACCUCGGUAACCCGGGAGCUGCGCCUGGAACUGGAAAAUCUGGACCGGAAAGUGUUUGGGGAUAAGUACGUUGAUCGGUUGAGUGAUUCUCCGUCGAGUGAGGGUGGAGAUAUCAGGACUAGCAGGAACGACGAUUUAUUACCUCAGGGGAAAUUAAACAGCGGUGACGUGUUCGUGUGGGAAAACCCGCUGCACCAAACCAGUCCCUCAAAACCAUCGGGGAUUUUCGCGGACCCACGGGAAACUCCCGACGAACAAGUGGACAUCGACGACUACGACGCCCCGAUCAUGGUCAACGAGACGUCGGCGUCGAAAACGGUGACGCCCAUCCGGAUUAUCAGCUCGACCAGUCACAUCGAGACCACUCAGAAGGUGGUGGUGAAUUUCGCGAAACCGAUUGCUCAACCCCGGGUGACCUCUAGCGGCGGCGUACCGGGGGAUUUACUUAACGGUACGACAAUGACGAACUCGUGCGAGGAGGUGCAAGAAAUCAAAACGUCAACGUUCCUGCCGCCCCCGCAAGAGUUCGGGGGCGGCAAUCCCUUCCUGAUGUUCCUCUGUUUGACGGUGCUGCUGCAACACCGCGACCACAUCAUCGGCAAAAACAUGGACUACAACGAGAUGGCGAUGCACUUCGAUAAGAUGGUACGGAAACACGACGUCACCAGGGUCCUGAACCAGGCGAGGCAGAUGUACGCGCGGUACAUGAAACAACAGACGCUCGCCCAUCAAAAAAUCGAUUCUUCCGGUUUAGGUAACGAGAAGUGUUGAUGAUUGAAGGGACUAUAAGUUUUUUCGAGUGUUGAACGCAUUUAAGGUCGACUAACAACUUCCGGGAAAUGCCUUUGAAAUGGUUCAAUUUAGGUGAAAUUUCUUUGAAAGAACCGCGGUAUAAGACACUAGGCACGUAUAAGAGGCUUUAAAUGUCUGGAAAAUGGAUAGUGAGGUCCAUAUGCCUGGAACAUAUAAGAAAUUACUUUAGGAACACAAAGGCAAUGAAAACUGACUUGAAAUGCCAGGAAAAGCGAACACUAGAUAACUUUUUUGCUUUUUUUUUUAAAAACACAUGAAAUAUGAUAUGUAGAUAUUUAAACGCAUAUUUCUUUUUGACACAAUCCCAAUGGGUUGAUAGAUAACAUCUUGAAAUAGAGAAAGAUGGGUCGAUUAAAGUACGCCAGCUUCUAAAGGAAAAAUUUGACACUCCUGGGACUUGUCUGAACUUGAACCCUUUACUUUGGAAAUUUUUACCUGGACCACUAUUUUUUUUUAACAACAUUUAUUGAGUACUAUUUUCUUGAAAUAAUAAAAUUUAUUUCAUAAAUCUUACUUAAAUCGCUUUUGAGAUAUUUGGUUUUUAGUAGCAAGUAUGGUGAAAACUGAAAAGAACAUUGGGCUGUUUCCUGGACUUUUAAGCAACUUUUUAAGAAAAAUUAGAAAUUUUAUUGGGACACUUUACGUUCUUCAUAAGAUUUAUAGCACAAUAAUUUUAAAAUAUAAUACAAUUUAUUUCAUAAUUUUUAUUGAAGUAGUUUUGGAGAUAUCGAGAUUUUAGUGGUGAAAAGAUCUUUAAGGUGUUUCCUAUACUUUGUAACUAAAAAAUUCUUACGUGAUUCACUUUAUUUUGUCAACAAAAUAUAUUAAUUACUAUUUUCCUAAGAUAUUAUAACCUAUGUCAUAAUUUUUGCUGAAAUAUUUGGUAAGAAUCUGUUUCCUGUACUUUGGAAAACAUUAUCUGGAUCACUAUUUAGAUUGAAUCAAAUUUAUGGAACACAAUUUUUUAAAUAAAUUCCAAUUUAUUUCAUAAUUUUCACUUAAGUAGUUUUUAAAAUCUUUGAUGUUAGGUAAUAGGGGCUUAAGUCAAAAAAUAUAGUUUUUCAGAAAUCGAAUUUGAAAAUUAAAAAAAUUGCUGUAAAUCCGAUUAUUAAUUUAAAGCCUGAAGUUUUUGAUAUUAGUCAGAGUAUUUAAUUCUUUUUUAGAUCAAAUACUAUUCAUUAUCUACAAAAGUGUAGUUUCCAAAAUUUGAAUGACUUAAGUCUUUAUGGACAUAAAAAAAGUUUUUUUAGCUUACUGAUUUUUAAUAAAGGACUUAUGUCAGAAUAGAGUAACUUUUAAUAAGGCAAAUAAUAUCAAAAUACAUGUUUUAAACACAAAUUAUUUUUUUUCCCUUAGAAACUAAUUGAUUCAUUUAGCCUAAUUUUCUUCUUGUUCUACUGCUUCAUCCACUAGAUCUGGGUCAUUAUAAAUAACUUUAGUAUCGGUAGGUAAAUUUUGAUAAAAUUGGUGAAACACUGGUGGCACCAAAGAAAGAAGCGAACACAAGUCUUUCUUUUUCUCCUUUGAUAUUAAAAGUAACUCUUUAGUAUACAGUUCCUUAACUACCAAAUCUUUUAGGUUUUGACUUUUGCCCCGUCUCAGAAAGCUUAUAAUUUUAAAAUCUUUAGUAUCAGAUAUAGAACUUUUGUAACGUACCAUACCGCCAUUAUUAUAUUGUAGCCAUUGCACAUUUUGCGCCAUUUCAUGGACUUUAAAUUGUCUUUUUCUUCCAGUUCUUCUCACCAACUGGUACCAAUCGUAUGGAUGAUAUACUGGAACUUCCAUUUUCUUUUUUCGCUUUCUAUCAUGGAAUGAUCAACAUCACAUUCCAUAUGUAUAUGCCCAGAUAUUAAGAACUUGUGGUUUAUCGUUAAAUUGGGAUUUUCACUUUGAGCCUUUAUAAACAAAGCAGCGACAUGACUGUUUCGAUUUUGUCCACCACAUGUGUCGGAGUAAAAAGUUAUAUUAUUUACAUCAUUGGGCAAAUUUUUAAUGUGAGUGUACAAGCAGGAAGCAAUUUCAUUACCUCCCCGAGCAGCCAAUGCUUCAUGCCACAUGUAAUGCGUCGAUUCUCCAUCCUGUUAAAUUAUACAUCUAGAGCUGACAUUUAUAGAAUGCUACUGAAGAAGUUAUAAAGGGUGUUGGAAGGCACUGCUGGAGAUCAAAACUUAAGCAUUUUUCAUGGGGAUUUAUUUUAGCUUUCGUCUUAUCUUUAGUUUUUGCUUCGAAUGCAGCAUUAGCUUGGUUGUGAUGCAAUUCCAAUUCCUUUUGUAAACGAAUUUCAUCUUCUUUAUUUCCUGAUUUAGAAGCAACCUGUAUUUGCAUACUAAGAGUGUCGCAUUUAUAGCAGGUAUCAACAUAUCGUUUUUUAAACGGUAGUUUUAAUUUGUGAAAUUAUUUUUCAUAUAUCGUUCUUCCCACGGGAUUUUGCCUUCCUUCUUUGUACAGAUCGUACAUAAUUCGCAGAUUUAAGUGCGAUGGUAGGUACCUUUUAUCAUUUGUACGUCUUGUAUAAUGACUCUCGUGAGAAGGGAACGAUUUAAUAUGUGUACGCACUUCAUUUAAUUCCUGUUCAGAUUUAUAUUUACGGAAGGUGUUAUACCUCUUUGAUCUUCAACAGUAAUGCCAGAAGUGCUUUGCAUUUUGUUUUUUAAAACCACUUUUAUAAACUUUUCCUUUUCAUCCAGUCAUCAAAAAUUUUUUUUUGAACGUCUUCAUUUAGUGUUUGUGAGCAUUUUUUUCUACAUUCUUUUAAAGGCUUCAUAUGUCUUGCAUUUACCAUUUUACCGCUUAUAUUCACGUAACUAUGUCCAGAAUGAAUUUUUUCAGUUCUCUCUUUUCUUACAACUCGGGACCACUUUUUUAAUGGUUUAUCUAUAUGAACUUUUGCCUUUUCUGUUCCAAUUAUUGUUGAGGAAGCACUAGGUCCAGCUUGAUCAGUUAUGUUCAAUUUUUCUUGUGAUUCUAAAAUUUAAAAAAUAUAACGAUCUAAAAACUUAACAUACUACUUUGAAUAUUAGUAGAGGAAAUAUUAGCCUUUGAACGACUUAUUUUUCUCUGAAUGGACAAUAAAUCAAUGUUGUCGUCACUGCUUUCACUUUCAGAUUGUCCAGGUAAAUAGUCCUUAUCUGCAUAACUGUCAUCUGAAUUUAUUUAAGAUAGCUGUCAAAUCUGCCGUCAGUGAAGGGGCUGGCGAUGAUGUUACAGACCCUAUAUCUGGGAUCUGAUCUUCUGUUAGCGACACAGCUAAACUUUUAUUUAUUGUAUCGCCGAUAACUAGAAAUGUAAAAUUAGUCAGUAACAUACACGAUAAAAUUACAAGCAAAAAUGGUUCUUUUACUAUACCGUUUUAAAAGCAUUCACCUUUAUUACUUGCUGUAUCCAACUGUAUAUAAUUUUCACCCAAAAAAUUCUCAUCAAAGUCCAGAAUAUUAUUUGAACAAUUCGAAUUAACAGUUGGAGAAGGCAUUAAAAUUUUGUAACUUGGGUGAUCAGUAUUAGGCAUUUCUUCGUGAUCAUUAUCCGGUGUAUGGGAGUGUGAAAUAACUAGAAUUAAUAAUUUAUAUUUUUGUAAAUUUAUAAUGAGGUUAUGUUAUGUCGUAUUAAAAUACUUUACUAAUAAUAAACAUAAGACAAUUUUAAAAAUUAUAACAAUGAUAUUUACCUGUUUCUUCACAUUUUGUUGCUAAUUGCAAAAUAAGUUUACUUCUUGCACUCAUGUUAACUCAACGAUUUUCUACGAUAAACAAACAACGACUACACAUAAACUUCUAACCACGUAUAAAUUCCACAUACAUAAUAAUGAUAAAUUGAUACGAAAGUCUUAAGUCAGCAAUGCAAUUUUAAAUUUAAAAAUAACGUUUUGAUAUAAAGGACUUAAAUUGACUUAAGUCAUUAUGACACUACUUUCCUUUUACAAUGUUUUGGUACGAAGGUCCUAUGUAAACUUAAGACUCUAUUACCAGACCAGAAUUUUUUUUUUUUUACUUAAGUCUUUUGUACCAAUUUAUGGGGCCUAAAUAAAAACGGUACGACUUAAGUCUCUAAUAUCACCAGAACGAGCAAAAAAUUUUGACUUAAAACCAACAUUUUUCGGGAUUUCGUCAAAAAGUGAAUUAAGACCUUUGUACCUAACAUCAAAGAAAUAUUAGGCUUUUAGUGGCAAAAAGACCAUCAGCGUGUUUUUAACCUUAAAACCUUGUAACUUACAAAUUUUUACCCGUACCACUUAAUUUUUUUUAACAAGAUUUAUUGAGUACAAUUUUCUUAAUAUAACGCAAUUUAUUUCAUAAUUAUUACUUAAAUAGUUUUUGAGAUAUUUGGUUUUUUGUAGAGACAAGUUUGGCAAAAAGAACCUUAACAGCCCAAGGUCUUGGAUUUAAAGACCUGCAAUUUGACAAAUUUUAUCUGGAUCCCUUUACAUUCUUAAUAAGAUUUUAGAACAUUGUUUUUUAAAUGUAAUAAGGUUUAUUUCAUAUUUUUUACUGAAUCAAUUUUUGAGUUAUUUGGUUUUUAAUAGGAAUAAGUUUGGUAAAAAGAAUGGGGAUGUUUCAGGGACUUAAAGCCCUGUUUCUUGCAAGUUUUUACCUGAAUCAUUUUGUAUUUUUAACAAAAUUUUGUUUUUUAUCACUUGUUUCAACAGGAUACCCUAAUGGAAAUGAUCCUUUUUUUUUGCCAUUAUUUUGGUGUAACAGAAAGAAAUAAUUAAAUCAGGUAUUUUGGAUAAAACCGCACUAUUUUGUAACAUAUAUCUCAAAGUAAAUGCAUAGCAAAAAUUGUCAACAGCAGCAGAAAGGUAAUGACUUAAAUAUGAUUUCAAAAGCUGAAAAUAUCACCAAUUAACGUGGAACACAAGAGAACUGGCUUUAAGUACAGGGAAGAAAUUUUAGAUGGCUUAAAAUGCCUGGAAUAAGAUGGAAAAUGAAGUCCACAUGCCUGGAACGACUUUAGACACACAAAGACUGGAAUUUAAAUGCCUGGAAAAUGACUUCAAAUGCCUGGAACGUGACUUUAAGAAUCCAAAAUCGCAAUAAAUAGCCGAACAACGUACGGCACAACAGAAAAGUUUUGAUGCCCCUUGAAAAUUGCACAAUACCGACACCGAACAACUGAAAUAGUUUCAAAUACAAGGCAGAAAUUUGAAAUGAGUUGAAAUGCCUGGAAUAAAAUUAACUCCAGGUGCCUGGAACAUAUGUACAUCCGCUGAUUAUUAUUAAUGUAUUGACCCACAUUCAAGAGGUAUUUCCGGAAGUUUUAACGUGAAAUUGGUCAUUUCCUUUAUAAAAUUCCCUAUUUCCAAAUGUGUUCAGUACUUUAAGAAUAAACAUGUUUCAAAACAGCUUAAUUAGAGAUUAAAAAACAGAAAGUCAAAAAAAAAAGUUAUUCCUUUCGAUAUUGGUUUCCCAAAACAGAACUCAAAAAUAUUUGUACAACUUUCUGUUUGUUUUCACUAAUUAAGCCUUUUUGAGAUAAAACGAUUCCUUUUAUGCCCCUAAAAUCUUUGUCCAUAUGAUGGUAAUUUAAUGGUUUUUAUUAAAUUCUGGUUGAACUGGACAGAUAAAGAACUUAGGGACUUAAAACUUAAUAAAAUUAAACGCCAAAAACACAUCAUCACACUGUCUUAUGUGUAUUAUACUAUAGUAUAGUACCAUAUAGUAUUUAAUAGAAUUGUUACUGUGAUAUUGUAUAUUUAUUUCAUGAUACCCCAUCAGUACUUACUAUAAAAUAUCGUUUGAUGUGUAAUUUUUACUUUAGGGCCUCUAAUAAUAGAUAAUUUUAAGAGUUUCUUUAAAAACUAUACUUUUCCAACUCUCUUUUUAGGUUUAAGUCGAAUAAAGGCUCCAAAUCUUCCUGUAACUUUUUAUGUAUCUGAUAAAGUAUAGCGAUUGUAUGGAAUAUGAAAGCCUGCACUUUAAAUUAUACCAUAAGUAGCAAUAUUUUUCUUUUAUUUGUAGGGAUUGUGAGGGCUGGUUGAAGCAUGCUUGUUGUAAUAUAUGCCUUAUAAAAUC